GUCAUUUUGUUACCUUCGCGGAUAAGGUAUUAAAUUUAAUUAUUCUUUUUUUCUCCUUCUUUAAAAAAUCUAAAAAUCAAGAAACCGAAUCAUCUCACCGGUGAUCGAAAUCGUCUUUAUCACCAUGGGAGGAGGAAGAGUGAUGGCGACGGCAGCCAAGGUUGCUGGAAUCGGAGUUACGAAAGGAGGAUUCAAGGGAGCAGGAGGAUUCGGUGGCUUCUCUCAGGCGUCUGAACAGUUUAGGGUUAAAACCGCAGCGGCGGCGACGGCUACGUCUAAACCGGUUUCGGCUUCGAUAUCAACGGCUGUGGUUCAUCCUUCUGUUGAAGAAGAUGGGAUGGUUAUGCAGAGACCGGUUUGGGACGAUUGGGAAUUCGCUGAGGAAGAGGAGCCGAUUCCUAGGGUUGUUUUCAGCAAACCUCCUAGUCUUGAAGAGGCUAAAGAAGCUACUGAAGAUCUCAAAGAAGCUAUUAAUAUGGUGUAUAUGUCAUCUCCAAAUUCGUCUUCUGCGGCUAUAGAAGGAUCAAAUGAUGGUGGUUCUGUUUCUAAAAUGCUGUCUGGUCUUCAAUCUUCUGAGAACAGAGCUGUUGAGUCAGCUGUUCCACAGGCUGCUCUUCAAGCAUUUGCUUUUCUCAGUGAAAACACGGCUGCGCAGACUGUUGUUGCUUCCAUUGCGUGUGACCCAAAAGUUUGGGAUGCUGUUAUGGAGAAUAAGGAUCUUAUGAAAUUUCUCAAGACCAACAAUACUGCUGCUUCCUCUCAAGUUGAAUCUGAUAAUGACGACCAAUCUGAACGUUCGAGCACGACCGAGUGUGAAGUUAUGGAAGAAAAGCCACUAGAAAUCUUGGAGAUUCUGCAAGACGUGAAGCUAAAAGUGGUUAGAAUGAUGGAAAACGUCUCAUCCUACUUUGGGGGUUUGUUUGGGUUAGGAUCUGAAACAGAGGAAGGAAAAGACAAGAAGCAGACGUUGUUCAACGACCCUCGUUCUCUGUUUGGUUUAGCUGUGGUUGUUAUCUUCAUGGUAGUUUUAAAACGUGCUUAAGAUCUCUCUUUGUUCCUGAAAUUCGCCGAUAUAGCGGAAAAAAAACAACUACGUACUGUGAUCUCUCUUUCCCUUUGCUUCGUUAUCGUUUAAAACUUUUUUUCUUUUCUUGUUUGGAGUGAUUUGGAACCGUCUUUGGAUCUUUUCAUAUUAUAAAUAAGGAGAUCCUUGCGAUGUUUUAUCA
Molecule: messenger RNA, 1226 nt
Organism: Camelina sativa (false flax)
Lineage: Eukaryota; Viridiplantae; Streptophyta; Magnoliopsida; Brassicales; Brassicaceae
Source: RefSeq, a predicted model, not a curated record